CCCGCCUCCCGCCUAUAAGAGCGGUGCGGCACUGCAGCUAGCGCAGUUCUCACUGAGACCCGUCACCCGGACUCUACGUGAGACCCACCGCCCGGACUCACCAUGCGUGAAUGCAUCUCAGUCCAUGUGGGGCAGGCAGGUGUCCAGAUGGGCAAUGCCUGCUGGGAGCUCUACUGUCUGGAACAUGGGAUUCAGCCGGAUGGGCAGAUGCCCAGUGACAAGACCAUUGGUGGAGGGGACGACUCCUUCACCACCUUCUUCUGUGAAACCGGAGCUGGAAAGCAUGUGCCCCGGGCAGUUUUUGUGGAUUUGGAGCCCACUGUAAUUGAUGAGAUCCGAAAUGGCCCAUACCGACAGCUCUUCCACCCUGAGCAGCUCAUCACUGGGAAAGAGGAUGCCGCUAACAACUAUGCUCGUGGUCACUAUACCAUUGGCAAGGAAAUCAUUGACCCAGUACUGGACCGGAUCCGCAAGCUGUCUGAUCAGUGCACAGGACUUCAGGGCUUCCUCGUGUUCCACAGCUUUGGAGGGGGCACCGGCUCUGGCUUCACCUCACUCCUGAUGGAGCGGCUCUCUGUUGACUAUGGCAAGAAAUCCAAGCUGGAGUUCUCCAUCUACCCAGCCCCCCAGGUGUCCACGGCUGUGGUCGAACCCUACAACUCCAUCCUGACCACCCACACCACCCUGGAGCACUCAGACUGUGCCUUCAUGGUGGACAACGAAGCCAUCUAUGACAUCUGCCGCCGCAACCUGGACAUCGAGCGCCCGACUUACACCAACCUCAACCGCCUCAUCAGCCAAAUCGUCUCCUCCAUCACAGCCUCCCUGCGCUUUGAUGGGGCCCUCAACGUGGACCUGACAGAGUUCCAGACCAACCUGGUGCCCUACCCUCGCAUCCACUUCCCCCUGGCCACCUAUGCACCCGUCAUCUCUGCAGAGAAAGCCUACCACGAGCAGCUGUCGGUGGCAGAGAUCACCAAUGCCUGCUUCGAGCCUGCCAACCAGAUGGUGAAGUGUGAUCCCCGUCACGGCAAGUACAUGGCCUGCUGUCUGCUGUACCGUGGAGACGUGGUGCCCAAGGAUGUCAAUGCUGCCAUCGCCGCCAUCAAGACCAAGCGCAGUAUUCAGUUUGUGGACUGGUGCCCCACAGGCUUCAAGGUUGGCAUCAACUACCAGCCCCCCACUGUGGUGCCGGGGGGUGACCUGGCCAAGGUGCAGCGUGCCGUGUGCAUGCUGAGCAACACAACCGCCAUCGCCGAGGCCUGGGCCCGCCUGGACCACAAGUUCGACCUGAUGUAUGCCAAGAGGGCGUUUGUGCACUGGUACGUGGGUGAGGGCAUGGAGGAGGGUGAGUUCUCUGAGGCCCGGGAGGAUAUGGCUGCCCUGGAGAAGGAUUACGAGGAAGUAGGCAUCGACUCCUAUGAGGACGAGGAUGAGGGAGAAGAAUAGAACAGCUGCCUGGAGCCCACUCGCUAUGUUUAUUGCAAAAUCCUUUCGAAAUAAACAGUCUCCUUGCACGGUU
This is a messenger RNA of Hippopotamus amphibius kiboko, 1522 nucleotides long. RefSeq names its product tubulin alpha-4A chain. The record is from RefSeq and is a predicted model, not a curated record. Lineage: Eukaryota; Metazoa; Chordata; Mammalia; Artiodactyla; Hippopotamidae. Gene Ontology annotation, biological process: microtubule cytoskeleton organization; mitotic cell cycle. Bases 103 to 1449 code for a protein of 448 amino acids. Gene Ontology annotation, cellular component: cytoplasm; microtubule. Gene Ontology annotation, molecular function: GTP binding; structural constituent of cytoskeleton. The transcript is spliced from 4 exons.